Messenger RNA from Lampris incognitus (smalleye Pacific opah), 2649 nucleotides. RefSeq names its product phosphate cytidylyltransferase 2, ethanolamine (gene pcyt2). Bases 152 to 1354 code for a protein of 400 amino acids. The record is from RefSeq and is a predicted model, not a curated record. Lineage: Eukaryota; Metazoa; Chordata; Actinopteri; Lampriformes; Lampridae. Gene Ontology annotation, cellular component: cytoplasm. The transcript is spliced from 12 exons. Gene Ontology annotation, molecular function: ethanolamine-phosphate cytidylyltransferase activity. Gene Ontology annotation, biological process: phosphatidylethanolamine biosynthetic process.
UCUGUCCGAAGCCAUUCACUGGGGAGUAGCGGGGGGUGGGCUGAUGUCACUUUAGUGUUCGUCCAAGACACCAUUUAUCGUAUUUAACAUAUUUUUUGUAUUUGUUACCGUGUUAAAAAAAUUACUGAAUCAUCCACCCGGUACCGUCGAAAUGAUUAAGAACGGUCACCACGCAACAAGCGAGCAGGGCGCGGAAGUGGACGCUAAACCGGGGGAUUUAGCCUGCAGCCCGGAGAAAAGAAAGCGCAUCGCACGGGUGUGGUGCGACGGGUGUUAUGACAUGGUGCACUACGGCCACUCUAAUCAGCUAAGACAAGCCAAAGCAAUGGGAGAUUACCUCAUAGUUGGAGUGCAUACCGAUUCUGAGAUUGCCAAGCACAAGGGUCCUCCAGUCUUCACACAGGCAGAGCGUUAUAAGAUGGUGCGGGCCAUCAAGUGGGUGGAUGAGAUAGUGGAGGGAGCGCCCUAUGUCACAACCCUGGAGACCCUGGACAAGUACAACUGUGACUUCUGUGUGCAUGGAGAUGAUAUCACGCUGACAGUGGAUGGAAAGGACACUUACGCAGAGGUGAAGCGUGAGGGCCGCUACAGGGAGUGUAAGCGCACACAGGGUGUCUCAACCACAGACCUGGUGGGGCGCAUGCUGUUAAUGACCAAAGCCCAUCACAGCAAUAUUGAUAACCCGGACUAUCAGCAACACACAGACAACUUUGGGAAGGGUCCUAAAGGCCACAGCCCGUGGACAGGAGUCUCUCAGUUCCUUCAGACAUCCCAGAAGAUUAUCCAGUUUGCCUCUGGAAAGGAGCCACAGCCUGGAGACACAAUUAUCUAUGUGGCCGGGGCUUUCGACCUCUUUCACAUCGGCCAUGUUGACUUCCUCGAGAGUGUCUACAAGCAGGCAGAGAGGCCUUACGUCAUUGUCGGUUUGCACUUUGACCAGGAAGUGAAUCGCUACAAAGGGAAGAACUAUCCAAUUAUGAAUGUCCAUGAGAGAACGCUUAGUGUCCUGGCUUGUCGGUAUGUCUCAGAGGUGGUGAUUGGAGCGCCAUAUGCAGUAGGCAAAGACCUGUUGGACCAUUUCAAGGUGGACUUGGUGUGUCAUGGAAAGACGGAGGUGUUUCCAGACAAGGAUGGAUCAGACCCCUAUGCAGAGCCUAAGAAGAGGGGUAUAUUCCGUACCAUAGACAGUGGGAAUGGGCUCACCACUGACGACAUUGUCCAGAGGAUCAUUGAAAACAGACUACAGUUUGAGGCCAGGAACCAAAAGAAAGAGGCCAAGGAGAUGGCAGUAAUCGAGGCUAUGAGGAAGAGAGAGGAGGAGCAGAGUGAUGAGGUGGCCCAGGUUGUUCAAUAGUUUUACCCCAGAACCGGGACCUGCUGAAUAAAACUGGAUCCAGCUGGUAUACACAUCAGUUCUGGAUGCAACCUAGACCAGAGUUUGCUAAAUGGGAUCCAAGUAGUCCCAUUGUGGGAGAAGCUGACCUUGUCCAAGGGAUUCCAGCCGGUCUCAACCUGUCCGUGGGCCUCAGAAUUCUGUGUUGAUUAUUUUGGGAGGCAAUCUCUAAUCUGCAGGUGAAGCUCUCUCAGCCCAUCUAUAUGAACAAUUCCACCCCAAACAAGGUCACGUGAGAUAUGUCCUUUCAUGAAUACAUAAACCACAGAGUACAAGAGCUUAACAUAUGCUGUAAACUGACUUGUAAAUCCUUUUUAUACCUCCCCCAUGGAAAACCCACAUUUGUUGAUUAACUGAUUCAUGAAUCAGUUUUCAUCUCCAUGAAAGCAUACACCACCCACCCCUCCUCAUUUGUAAUAUCAAUAUAUUAGAUUUAACUAUGCCUAACUUAUUCACUAGGUUUCCAUGUCAAUGUCGGCUGUAUUUUUUAGAUUUUGGAUGACUGAUUUUUUUAAGCCCCUACAUUUCUUCAAUGAUCAUAUCUUAGGUGUUAUUUAACACGAUAAAUGUGGUCUAAUUUUAACUUGUGGAAAUGCUAAUUUGUUUUGCAGGAAUGGGCUUUUGUCUAAUCUUUUAUCGAUGGAAAUCUUGUAUGAUCUAUGAUGUAAAAUCAUCUGUAAAGUAGACUUCUAAGUUUUAACAAUGCUGGCUCUAGCCCGGUCACCUGAUUUUGCACCUUGGAUAUGUGUGGAAGAGAACGUAACGGUGUGUGUGUGUGUGUGUGUGUGUGUGUGUGUGUGUGUGUGUGUGUGUGUGUGUGUGUGUGUGUGUGUGUGUGUGUGUGUGUGUGUGUGUGUGUGUGUGUGUGUGUUCUGUGAACUAUAGUGGUGCCCCAAUGCUUCACUUUGCAACAAAUAUAAGGACUGACUUUUAUCAACUGAUGAGUACGCCUGAAAAUAAUUUUCUAGAGGGUGUGUCCUCAGCUAUUGCAUCUCAGAUCUUCAAGAGAAGUCCGUUUGCCCUCACUGGAUGUGUAUUUCAGAAGACAAACAAAAAGAAGUCCCCCCCUCUCCUCCUCUUAGCAGUUAUUGCAGAGAAAGAGAAUAGCGAAUGUGACAGUUUAAAGAUUAGGGAACUAAAUUUGAGUUGCUUUUGCGAACCUGAAUAUCAUGCUAGGAUUGCUGAAUGUUACUGUGCACUGCUUUAAAUGUUGGAGAAUGAGGCAAAAAUUAAUUUUAAAUAAAUUCCUUAAAGCA